AUGUCCAGUAAAAUUGACAUAGGCGGGGACAAUCCUGUCAAAAACUAUGGCCCGAUGGCGACAUUUGCACAAUUGUGCGCUACCAUAGCACAGAGUUUUUUAUUAGUGGGACUAGGCAUGGAAUUAACAAUGUCAACGAUCGUAAUUCAAGAUCUGUAUAACAAUCCAAAAAGUGAAUUUUCAUUGACAACGUCUCAAGUAUCGUGGUACGGAAGUAUAUUGUUUGUAUUUCAUCCAACCGGGAGUUUUCUAUCGGGAUUCCUGCAGGAAAGGUUUGGAAGAAAACGAUGUAUGGUUUUAGCCAACAUCCCUAGUAUUUUAGGAUGGAUAAUGCUAUACUACACACACUCCGUGGCUUCACUUUACGCUUCGACCGUGCUAAUGGGCUUGAGCAUAGGAUUUAGCGAAGCCCCAAUAUUAUCGUACGUUGGAGAAAUAACCGAACCUAGAAUCAGGGGAAUGAUGGCUUCAUUGGCGUCUACAGCCGGCAUGCUAGGAAUGUUUUUAAUUUACCUUUUGGGAUAUUUUUUUGAAUGGAGAAUCGUCGCCUUGCUGAGUACACUUUGUCCGAUCACGUGCAUAUGCCUCGUCAUGUUGAUUCCAGAAUCUCCUAUAUGGUUAAUCGCCAAAGGAAAAAACGAAAAGGCUAAAAAAGCUCUGUGUUGGUUAAGAGGAUGGGUGAAUCCUGAAAUAGUCAAAACCGAAUAUCUCGAGCUAAUUCGGUAUAACGAAUUGUCUGGAAUUCGAAAUGACAAGGUCAACAUCGAAUACGACAGUCUAUCUUCAAAAUUAUCCCAACUUAAAGACCCAUCUGUAUACAGACCGUUAGGAUUAGUGAUGAUUGUUUUUUUUAUUUCCUACAUAGUCUGCCUUUUACCUUGCAAACCAUAUUUUAGUCAAAUAUUGAAUCAAGUUGAUUUAUCAAAUGAUCAAAGUUUAUUGUUGGUUUUUUUCUCCAUUCUACAAAUGGCCGGAUGCAUAAUACUAUUUUUUAUUAUCAAUUACCUGGGAAAAAGAUUCUUAACUGUUAUGUCAGUUAUGAUAAAUACUAUUUUGCUAAUUGCAUUUGGUCUAUACAUCAUAGCAAUUAAUAACAAUUACAUUCAAUCAACUCCUUGGUUUCCCAAAAUGGUGUUAAGCGGCAUUUCUUUGUUCGGAACUUCUAUCAGUACUUUACCUUGGAUGUUAAUAAGUGAAAUUUUUCCUAAUAAAAGCCGAGGAGUUGCUGCUGGAUCAUGUGCAGCUUUAUCGUAUUUACUUAUGUUCAUAAUAACAAAAUCAUACUUAUCAAUUGAAAUUUUUCUAACCUUGGAGUACACUAUGCUUUUAUUUGGUGGUAUUGGGCUGUUUGGAUUAGUCUACUUAUACUUAUACUUGCCCGAGACUGAAAAUAAAACGCUAUUAGAAAUUGAAGAAUAUUUUAAAUAAAACUUAUAUUAUCCUUUAUAAUUAAUUUGUUGUAUGUAUUAUAACAUUAUAAUAUAUUAUGUACUGUUGUGAUUUAAAAAAAAAUACAUAUAC
Molecule: messenger RNA, 1521 nt
Organism: Rhopalosiphum maidis (corn leaf aphid)
Lineage: Eukaryota; Metazoa; Arthropoda; Insecta; Hemiptera; Aphididae
Product: facilitated trehalose transporter Tret1-like
Exons: 6
Coding region: 1-1428 (475 amino acids)
Biological process (GO): transmembrane transport
Cellular component (GO): membrane
Molecular function (GO): transmembrane transporter activity
Source: RefSeq, a predicted model, not a curated record